AUGUUCAUAUUUAAACAUUUAAUAUAUUUAUAUCAUCAUCAUUCUUCGUUCAUUUUCAUCUCCUUCAUCUUUUACUUUUCUUUCCUCUCUUCUCCUCCUUUCCCCAGUCUCCUUUUCUUUACCCCCCGUCUCCUUUUCUUCCCCCCCGUCUCCUUUUCUUUCCUUCCCUCCCUCCCGUCUCCUUUUCUUUCCUUCACUCCCUCCCGUCUCCUUUUCUUUCCUUCCCCUCUUCCUCCCACUUCUCUUUUCCUUCCCUCCCUCUCUUUUUCUCCCUUCUUUUUUCACACUUUUGCCCCUUUUCUAUCUCUCAUUUGCCCUCUCCUUAUUUUCUCUCUUUCAAGCUUAUCUUCUCUCUCCAAUUUCUCUCUCUGCCUCAUCUGUUAUUCCUCUCUCUCUCUCUCUCUCUGCCUCAUCUGUUAUUCCUCUCUCUCUCUCUCUCUGCCUCAUCUGUUAAUCCUCUCUCUCUCUCUCUCUGCCUCAUCUGUUAAUCCUCUCUCUCUCUCUCUGCCUCAUCUGUUAUUCCUCUCUCUCUCUCUCUCUCUCUCUGCCUCAUCUGUUAUUCCUCUCUCUCUCUCUCUGCCUCAUCUGUUAUUCCUCUCUCUCUCUCUCUGCCUCAUCUGUUAUUCCUCUCUCUCCCUCUCUCUGCCUCAUCUGUUAUUCCUCUCUCUCUCUCCUCAUCUGUUAUUCCUCAUCUGUUAUUCCUCUCUCUCUCUCUCUGCCUCAUCUGUUAUUCCUCUCUCUCUCUGCCUCAUCUGUUAUUCCUCUCUCUCUCUCUGCCCCAUCUGUUAUUCCUCUCUCUCUCUCUGCCCCAUCUGUUAUUCCUCUCUCUCUCUCUGCCUCAUCUGUUACUCCUCUCUCUCUGCCUCAUCUGUUACUCCUCUCUCUCUGCCUCAUCUGUUACUCCUCGCUCUCUGCCUCAUCUGUUACUCCUCGCUCUCUGCCUCAUCUGUUACUCCUCGCUCUCUGCCUCUCCUGUUACUCCUCUCUCUCGCUCUCUGCCUCUCCUGUUAUUCCUCUCCCUCGCUCUCUCUCUCUAGAUCGAUCCUCUUCCUACUUUCUACGAAAGUGUUAAUGUUGUCAUAUUUAUUUUUAUUUUUUUUCCUUAAUAAAUAUUUAAUCAUCAUGUAG
This is a messenger RNA of Acanthosepion pharaonis, 1128 nucleotides long. The record is from the annotation of a GenBank genome assembly. NCBI's taxonomy places the organism in Eukaryota, Metazoa, Mollusca, Cephalopoda, Sepiida, Sepiidae.